CGGCUGAUUUAUAACUUUAGCCGUCGACUGCUUUAAUAAUGGCAGCGUCACCAUUUCAGAAGCCUGGAAGGAGGCACAAUAGGCUGAGAACGGGCAUUGCUCCUAACAAAGAACCCAAAUCGAUCCCUAUAUUUUUAUCCAUCUUCAAAUUUGAUGGUUGUAGCUCAGAACCUUUUGAAGGAUUCACCGAUGACGAUAUUGCGCAAGUGGAGAUCAACCUUCCGAAGUUUUCGUCCAUCGGUCAGACUGAAACAACAACAUCAGAGUCUAAUGAAAAAAAAACUGAUCCAGAUGAAACAAAUUUUCCUGCAGAAUCUUUUACAUUUUUGGACAAGAGUAGCGAGACCUCUAGAAACGAGGAACAAGAGCAAACAAGCGAUUCCCCAACAACAAUCAAAUCAUCUAGAGUCGUCAAAGCCUCGCAAAAACUGAAGGAAGCUACAGAAUCUGACCUAAUAUUUACCCAAGCCAUUGGCGGCAGGAUUUCUUCCAAAAUUCCAAAAUCUAUCAGUGCUAUUUUAAAUGGAAAUAUAGAUAAUUUGAAUAGUUCAAAUGAGUCAGAUAAGGAGCAUAAAGUUUCUCGCGCUUCUUUAUCGAAGCAAGACGAAGAACUUCUGAAAAGCGGUGACGCGAUUGAUCUGGUUACUCCAAUUUCUAGUGGAAGUACAGCUGUUGACAACAUUGAAGUUGUCAUGAAAAUAGAACCAAAUUUGGAACUGUCACCUCGACAAACACGCCCAAAGUUCAAAAGGGUUAAAGCUAUUAAAUCGCUAGCGGAUACCACUACUAAGGAACCUCAAAUUAACGAAAGUUUUGAAGGCCAAGAAUCAAAUUUUAAUGCAAAAUUAGAUCUCUCCGAGAAUAUAAUCACUUCAACGUCCAAUGAACUCCUGCUAACAGAAAAGAAGGAUGAGGAAGUAGAAACUAACAAUGAUAGAGAAAAUGAAACCAUAGUUAGUAGUUCUAAUAUUACCGAAGAUUCAAGAUUGGCACUCACUGAAAUUAAGGUGGAACCUACGACAAGCCCGCCCAUGGUAACAGUUGAUACUGUAAGAGUCAGAAAGGAAAUCCAGCAAGAGUUGGCUAGAUUAGCUAUAAAAGAAUCGGACUUCCUGAAAACAGUUUUGAGGAGCAAUGAUAAAGCCACAUUAGAAGAUCUACUGGGAAAUCCGAUAGAUUUUAGCGCAUGCUCUGAAGAGGCGAAGAGACACUAUGUUGAAAUUGGAAUGUGGCUUACUAAAGAGGAUUCCAGAAAACUUUCCUUUUUCAAGGCAAAGCAAAAAAGUGCACGGGCACCAAAUUAUAGCCAACGAAUGACAUCAAGAAAAGCUUUACAAAAGUACAAAAACGCUCAAACCAGGAUAAAUGUCGAGAAAAGUGAACCAAAGACAAAGUGGACAAAAGAUGCUAACAUUGUAAGCGAUGAUCUUGACAGUGUUAAACUUGAAGCUGAGAGCUACUCAGAAAUUGAAGGGUCGAAGCGAAUGACACGAGCUAGACUGUUUGGAUCUCCCGCGAAAGCUGCCGAGGAGCGUAAAAGUCUCGACAUAAACGAAUUAUAUAAGGAGCAAAAGAAAUCAGAGCCUACCAAAAGGCCAAAUAAAAGCCUCACAAUGACUAGUGCGUCCGCUUUGAUCGGAGAAAAACUUGCGAAGAGUAUGAAAAGAAAAGUUAAAGGCGAUAAAGUUUCUUCAAAACAGAUCUCUUCUCACGCAAAAAAUGAAAUCUAUGAUAAAAACCAGAAUAAAGUCACGGGCAGUGGUUCGGAAAAAGUUGAAAUUAAUGACAAUUUUGAAAAAGUGGGAUCCGAACCAAGUAUAAGCGAAAUUAUUGCAAAAGAUACUGUAUUGAAAUCCCAGAGUCUAGAUUGUUUUCUCUCGACAUCGCCCAUUUUCAGUUCCGGGGACUCACAAGCAAGUUGCGACGGCCAGGAAACGGACCGAGAUAUAUCAGGGGCGAACAAAAAUAUGAUUUGUAGAACCAAGCAUGUUAGUCGAAAUGAUGCUCUUUUUGUUGCUCCUGAAGAUUUAAGAAUACCAAAGUUGAGAUUGAGUGCGAUUGAAGACAAAUCGAAGCUUGUCAUUGAUAGAAGUUUGCCUCCCGAUGAAAACGAGGAGUUUACUCCUGGAAAUAAAUCGGUUCCAAUUUCUCAGCCCGAAGUUCAAACUGUGCUUAUGACUAAUGAAGCUCCUCUCGUUCAUGACGAUGAAUCGAAUAAAAAGCGAAAAAGAAGCUCAAAAACUCCAACGGAAACCGAAAAACCAGCAAAAUGCGCACCUGUUGAACAAGCUACUGAAAAUAAAUCACAUGCCGAGAGUUGGAUUCCUGUUAAUCAUUCUUAUGUGACAGAAAACAUAACAGCAAAAGAAUCAGUAGACCUGCGUUUGGCAGAAGAUGAAAUGACUCGAUGGAUUUCAAGGAUAACUAUAGGAGGUAUCGGAAACAUGGUUGAUAGCUUGGGAAUUUCGGAGUUGGAGCUGCGAUUUGUGAAAUCGGACAUGGCUUUGAAAUCUCUUGCUGAACCUUGUGGUCUUUGUGAUUGCUGUGCUAUGGACCUUCAGUGCAACGAGUGCGCUCAAUGUGUAAAUGGGCCGAAUGAAAAGCUACCCAAGUGUCCUUUCAAAAUGUGUCUUCUGCAUGUUGUUAUAAGAUACCUCAGAGGCGAUGCAUCUACCAAAUCCAAUCUCAGGGAGUUGUCAAAUCUGUGGAUAUCCAACAGAAAAGCCGAACUAUUGGUUCAUAAUAUCUUGUUCCUCAGAAAGUGCAUCACUUCAAUGGCCGAUGCAAUGCCUCCCACGCCUCCCAUAACAAUACCGAAAUCAGUGAAGUCAAAAACAGCAGUUGAGGAAAAUAAUGUGAAAGAUGUGCCAAAAACUCGGGCCAAAACAACAAGCUCGAAAGCGAAGACUCAAUCAUCAACUGGCAAUAUUUUUGCCCUUCUUGGCCAAAAGUUGGCUAGCUCGCGUAAGCGACCGAAUCCCAGUACAAACAGCAAUAUAGAAAGAAGCAAUACCAAAAUAAGUAGUAAGCGUGCAGUUGAACCCGAAACAUCUUGGAAAAUUUCCGAACCUCAGCCAGCGCAAGAAGUUGGAAAAACCUUAAUAUCAGGAAAAACCAAUGAAAUGUCACCUGCCUCAAAGGUUAUUGUUUUGGAGAACAAAGAACCUGCGGUUUUCGAAUCAAUUAAGCCUCUUUUUCUCUCACUUAACGAUUUUGAUUGCAUGUCGGAAUUGUCUUCUGUUUCUUCUGAGACGGAAUGGAUAGCUGUCGAGUUUGCUGAAGAAGAAGUUGGCGCAACUGAUAUUGUUGGAAAUAAAAUUAACCGAGUAUUUAUCCCUGAUCGAGUGAAAGGCACUAUGAAAUCGUGUGCCAAUGGAACUCCCGGACAUGGCAACAGGAACCCAAGAAUGACAUUAAGGUCAUCAACCGAUUCGGCCCUUCAACUGGCCUUUCCGGGGUAUGAUUCCGCAUCUUCCCCUGGCAGGUCGUCUGGCGAAGGAAGUCCUCCUGAUUCACCAGACGAGAAGUACUGGAGCUUUGCAGCUGCAGCGGCGUCUAUAAAUUACGAAAAGAGUGACCUGAAAGUGUCAGUUGAGAUUCCUGACUACCAUUACAAUGAUAGAAUGUACCUUCACAAACAUGGAUUGCCAAUCAUUGGAACAGCCCAGUUGCCAGUGGCUUCGGUCUGUCUGAUAUGCUCCAGUGGGGGUCAAGAACCUCUUCUAUAUUGCUCAAUUUGCUGCGACCCUUUCCACGUAUUCUGCAUAGACAGAAAAUAUCGACCGGUGUCCCAUGACAAGGCGUGGAACUGGGUGUGCAGAAGCUGUUUCUCGUGUAGGGUCUGCGGCCAGGGAACCCAGCUGGUCGAAUGUUUCGUAUGUCAGACACAUUACCACCUGUCUUGUUUAUCACAGAAGGAAGGUGACCGCAGAAUAGUCUCCUCAAACUGGAAAUGCCCACAAUGCCUGAGAUGUGAGUCGUGUUACGGCUUUCCGGAAACCCAAAUUGAAAUGAACGGUGUCUCACACAAUCUCUGUAAGUCCUGUUACAAGAAAAUCCAGCAGGGUCAGUACUGUCACCUUUGUCUUCAAGUAUUCGCAACCCCUCUUUUUUCGUUGAUUGAAAACCAGCCGGGCAGUUCGACGACAGAUGAUGAAACAGAAUCGAGGACGACGGUGUCGAGUAGUGAUUUUGAUGAACCGAGUGGUCUGAUUGACGAUUGUGGCGUGCUGCAAGAUCAGUUGGAUCCGAACUUUGAAUACAUCAAGUGCAACAGCUGCUAUAAAUGGAGUCAUAAAGAGUGUGAGAAACUCACUGAAGAACAUUGCGACCUUAUCAAAGUCAUGAUGAACAGAACUCAAUCGUCUAAUAAGACAUCCCAAGACUAUCUCAACGAUGAGAACCCUUCCACGGCUUCUGAUUGCAUUCCAUUGGCUUUGAAGAAUGUGCGCUUCAAUUUCCAGUGUUUGGACUGCACAGAAGACGAAACUAGCUCGUGGCUGUAUAAAGUUCAAGGGUUUCUCAGGGUGAACUUAAAGAACAUUCUGGCCUGUUUAUUGCGGAAUAAGAAAUGCCAUCACUUGGUUGCGGUGAAACCGGCAUCCUCUGCUGACGAGCGCAAACUGGUUCUGAAUGAUGAAAAGAAAAAAAGUGCCGAGUCACGAAGCAAAGAAAUAGGAUUGAGGACUCUUGUGGCGUCGACCAAAAAUGGCGACUUCAACUCGCUUUUAGAAUUCCAUCAAGCUGUUAUGGGGAUUGUAACGUUUAGUGUUGAAGUGCAAAGCAAGUUCAUACAUUUGACGGAUGAAUUUACGAAAUCUUAUUUCUAUGAGCUGAAGAGGAAUUUUCCGUUUUUUGAGGCACCCCUUAUUGAUGUAUACAAGAUUCAGAAAGAGUUGAGGCAAAAGAGAACUGCAGCUGGAAGUAUUAUGAACUCUGUUGGAAGUCAGAAAAGUGUUCAAGUUGUAAACGAGCACUGCUAUGCUUUGUCAGGAGCGCGCAUGUUCGAUCCAAAUGCAGUUGAUCAAACCUCAAAUUACAUCAACGAAAACCGAGAACUUGUGAUAUCAACAAGUUCUAGUACCUUUGACGCGGCUUCGAAUAGCAUUGGAGAAGCAAGCAGUGCCCGAAAAAAGCUUGGCGAUGACAAAAGACCAUGCCAAUUGUGCAUGUCAAAAGGAGACAGACCCGAAAAGCUGGAAGGCCGACUGAUGUACUGUGGUCAGGACGAAUGGGUACAUGUGAACUGCGCUGUCUGGUCGAGCGAAGUGGACGAAUGUGAAGCCGGAUCUGCCAGUCUUCGCAAUGUGUUCGCAGCCAUUCAUCGUGGCAAGUCCAUGAGAUGCGACUUCUGCAAAGAGCAUGGUGCAACAAUAGGCUGCGCAGUUAAUCAGUGCAAUGUGCAAUACCAUUUCACGUGUGCGAGACAGACCAACUUUGUGUUUUUGGCAUGUGGGAAGACAUACUGUCUACAACAUAGACAUGUUCCAAAUGCUGACCAAAUAGUAGUGAAAGACUUCAGGGUGCGCAGACGUGUUCAUGUGGAUCUGGAGGAAAUCAGAUGGAAAAAGAAAGGCGUUAAUAAUGACCCGUUGUCUAGCUCAGUCAAAAACAUAACAUUUAAUCACAAUUGUUCCUCUCAAACUACCGGAUUGAACUCUACAUCAGUUGCAGAUGAGCGAAACAACAACGCAAUAGUUUCUGAUGUUCCACUGUCGACACAAAACAAUUCGUCUCAUAAUCAAUCAAGUUUGUUCUCUAAUGCCCAACUGAACCUGAAAGACGUGAGAUUACAAGUGGGGUCUUUGAGAGUGGAAAGUGUUUGUGGAACAAAGAGUGAAAAGAGCAAUAAGCUUAAUGCAAAUCCACUGUCGUCCUUGUCUGAUACAAAAAACGCUAUUAUACCAGUAUCAUAUGAAGCAACGAGGCUUUUCUGGAGCACCAAAGAGCCCACUAGUCGGACAUUGUAUCGCCUCUCUGUGACAGAGUCUUCAGUUCUUUCGUCAUCAGACAGUGCUAAACAUUUCACAGAAAAAGCCAGGAAGCUUUCCUCUUCGUCAGAUCCUCUCAACUCGAAAAUACCUGAACGGCUGAAAAUAAAGCAGAGAAAAAGAUCGAGCUCAUACACUUUUCACCCGAUUAAUCAAGAUAUGUUAACAUAUUUUAAUGUUCACUCCAAUUCGCGCAUGUGUCCAGAGUUUUCAUCUGGAUUAGAAUCCGAAGUUGAUCUCAACAACACUACCUUUAUUGGCAACAGCCCUUCAAAAGGCCUGAAGGCUGAGGAGUUUGAUCCGAAAUGUUUUAAAAUCUACCUCAGAAAUCACUCAAUACAAAACUUCAUGCAGCAGAACGCCACCUGCUUGGAAUCAAAUCGCAGAAAAGAUGAAGAAGAGUCUUUUUGUCAUAUAUGUGGAGCAAAUAUUUCAAAAAUUGGAUUGAGUGAACAUUAUGCUGUGUGCAGCAGAUUGGCAGAACGCUUCGGCAAAAUAUUCCCCAAGUCAGCCUGCAGUUUUUACGACUUUUCAUCUCGCAGAAGGAAGGACAAUGAGAGUGCGUUGCUGAACCGAUACAUGCAAUUCGUGAACAAAAAUAGUGACACAGUCUCUACGGAUGAGUUUAUGAGGAGACAGAGACAACUGAGACGCAAAGUUAACAGAGGAGCUCCUAGACUCCUCUUCAAACUGAAGAGUGACGAUGGUUUUGAGAUACAGUCUCACUCUUUGCAAGUCUGA
Molecule: messenger RNA, 6731 nt
Organism: Symsagittifera roscoffensis
Lineage: Eukaryota; Metazoa; Xenacoelomorpha; Acoela; Convolutidae
Exons: 16
Coding region: 39-6731 (2230 amino acids)
Biological process (GO): positive regulation of DNA-templated transcription
Cellular component (GO): nucleus; histone methyltransferase complex
Molecular function (GO): DNA binding; zinc ion binding; histone H3K4 methyltransferase activity
Source: RefSeq, a predicted model, not a curated record